AAAAAGCUUCGACGCGGGAAGACGACGAAGACGACCGCUGCGUUGGUGAAGAAAGCUUCGAACUUUGCCUUUCUCCGAUUCUAAAACUCUCGUCUUCUUGAUGACGAGCGACGCAUUCUUCGGUUCUUGAUGCUGCAAUCUCGCCGCCGCCGCCGCAGAAGAUGACCGCCCCCGCCGUCGGACAUGUCCGUCCGCGCCGUCGACUCCCUCGUGUCCCUCCUCUCCGCGGCCGUGUCGGCCCGCUCCCCUCUCCUCGGCCGAGCCGCGCACGCCCGCGUCGUCAGGACCCUUGGCCACCCGCUUCCCGCUCUGGUCUGCGACCACCUCACCCACAUGUACUCCAAGCUGAACCUCCCGCGCUCGGCCCAGCUCGUCCUCCGGCUCAACCCGACUCGCUCCGUCGUCUCCUGGACCUCGCUGAUCUCUGGGUCUGUCCAGAACGGCCACUUCAGCUUCUCCCUGCUCAUGUUCGUCGGCAUGCUGAGGGAGCGCAUCCGGCCUAAUGAUUUCACCUUCCCCUGCGUGUUCAAGGCCUCUGGCGGUCUCUGUAUGCCCGUUACUGGGAAGCAGAUUCAUGGGAUUGCCAUUAAGGUCGGUGAACUUGUUGAUGUGUUCGUCGGGUGCAGUGCCUUUGAUAUGUACUGUAAAACGGGGCUAAAAGAUGAUGCGAGGAAGCUGUUCGACGAAAUGCCCCAGAAGAGCAGAGUAGCCUGGAAUACGUAUAUUUCUAAUGCGGUGCUCGACGGAAGGCCCCAGGAUGGUAUUAGCGCAUUUAUUAAGUUUAGGAGAGUGGGUGGUGUUCCUGAUUAUAUAACACUGUGCGCAUUUCUCAAUGCCUGUUCGGACACGGCAAAUUUAGAGCUUGGUCACCAGCUCCAUGGGUAUAUUUUUAGAAGUGGAUUUUUGGUGGACGUCUCUGUAGCAAAUGGAUUGGUCGAUUUCUAUGGGAAAUGUGGGGAGGUUAGUUGUUCUGAGAUGGUGUUUGACGAAAUUCACGAGCCAAAUGACGUUUCUUGGUGCUCACUAACGUCUACAUUAGUGCAGAAUCAUGAGCAAGAAAAGGCUUGCAUUACUUUCUUAAUGGCUAGGAAAGAAGGGAUUCGGCCAACAGAUUUCUUGGUAUCCUCUGUGCUCCAUGCCUGUGCUGGCUUAGCAUGGCUUGAGCUUGGUAGGUCAGUUCAUGCACUUGCCAUGAAGGCAUGCGUGAUGGGAAAUAUUUUCGUGGGCACUGCAUUGGUUGACAUGUAUGGAAAAUGUGGAUGUAUUGAGGAUGCGGAAGGGGCCUUCUAUGACAUGCCACAAAGAAAUCUGAUUACUUGGAAUUCGUUGAUCGGUGGUUAUGCACAUCAAGGGCUUGCCGAUAUGGCUGUAGCUGUGUUUGAGAAAAUGCUGUCGAGUUGCAGUGAGAUUAUACCAAAUAAUGUGACCUUUGUGUGUCUAUUGGCAGCUUGCAGUCGAGCAGGAUAUGUAGAGGUCGGUAUGGAUAUCUUCGCAUCAAUGAGAAGAAGAUAUGCAAUUGAACCUGGGCCGGAGCAUUACACAUGUAUUGUGGACCUGCUAGGGCGGGCUGGGAUGUUAGAGCGGGCAUAUGACUUUAUCAUGAAAAUGCCAUUUCGACCCACGAUAUCAAUAUGGGGAGCUCUCUUAGGGGCCUGUAGGAUCCACAGGAAUCCAGAACUUGGUAGAAUUGCAGCUGAAAACUUAUUUCAACUUGAUCCAAAAGACUCCGGCAAUUUCGUGGUCCUUUCAAAUUCAUUUGCAGCUGCUGGAAGAUGGGAAGAAGCCUCCAGUGUGAGGAAGGAGAUAAAAGACAUAGGCCUGAAAAAAGGUACUGGGUGCAGCUGGAUCACUGUGAAGAAUGAAGUCCAUAUUUUCCAAGCGAAGGAUACCUCUCAUGAAAGGAACUCCGAGAUUCACACGACUUUGUCGGAGUUAAAGAGGGACAUGGAAGAGGCUGGCUACAUAGCCGACCCGACUUACGCGCUGUAUGAUUUGGAAGAGGAGGAGAAAGUCUCAGAAGUGUGGCUGCACAGCGAGAAAAUUGCCCUGGCCUUUGGCCUCAUUUCUAUUCCCCCAAUCGUUCCGAUCAGGAUCACAAAGAACCUUAGAAUGUGUGGAGACUGUCAUGGCGCUUUCAAAUUCAUCUCGCGAAUUACUGGGAGGGAAAUCAUUGUGAGAGACAAUGCCCGGUUUCACCGGUUCCAGGAUGGCCGCUGUUCUUGUAAAGAUUUUUGGUAAUCAUCAUUCUUUUUUAACGAGUCCUGCAACAAGUUUAAUGAAUAUGAUUAUUUCUCA
Messenger RNA from Syzygium oleosum, 2295 nucleotides. RefSeq names its product pentatricopeptide repeat-containing protein At4g14850. The transcript is spliced from 2 exons. Gene Ontology annotation, molecular function: RNA binding; zinc ion binding; protein binding. Gene Ontology annotation, biological process: RNA modification. The coding region runs from base 184 to 2238 and encodes 684 amino acids. The record is from RefSeq and is a predicted model, not a curated record. Lineage: Eukaryota; Viridiplantae; Streptophyta; Magnoliopsida; Myrtales; Myrtaceae.